AUGCAUCUGCUCUUCCUGCUGCUUCUGCUGCCAACCCCGUCUCACCUGGAGGCCAUCUGUGAGGGGUCCAGAGAGGCCAGCCAGAUGGAUGUGAACUGUGAAGCGCUGGGGCUGAAGGUACUGCCUUCAGACCUGCCAGCAGACACAAGCAUCCUGCGCCUGGGUCAGAACCCCCUGGUCACCUUCUCCACAGCCUCUGUGGUGCCCCUGACUCACCUCACCCAGCUGCACCUGGACCAUACUCAGCUGGCCAAGCUGCAGACUGACGGGCCGCUGCCGCAGCUGGAGACGCUCACUCUCUCACACAAUCAGCUGAAAAGCCUGCCCCCACUGGCACAGGCCCUGCCAGCGCUCACACUCCUGGAUGUCUCCUUCAACCAGCUGGCCUCCUUGUCUCCAGGGACCCUGGAUGGCCUGAGUGGACUCCAGCAGCUUUACCUACAAGGCAAUCAGUUCAAGAAUCUGCCCCCGGGGCUUCUGGUACCCACCCCAAAGCUGCAGAAGCUCAACCUGGCUAACAACCAGCUGAGAGAGCUUCCUCCCGGGCUCCUGGAUGGGCUCACGGAGCUCGACACCCUCUACCUCCAAGGGAACUGGCUGCACACGGUACCAAAGGGCUUCUUUGGGGACCUCCUCCUGCCUUUUGUUUUCCUCCACAGCAACCCCUGGACAUGCGACUGCGAGAUUCUUUAUUUCCGUCGCUGGCUGCAGGACAAUGAAAAAAAUGUCUACUUAUGGAAGGAAGGUGUGGAUGCCAAAGCCAUGACCCCCGAUGUGAGCAGUGUGCUAUGUUCUGGCAGUUUUGAGAAACCUGUCUACACCUACCCCAUCAAGGGCUGCCCCAGCCUGGGGGAUGCUGAGGAAGACUAUGACGACUACGACCACUAUGACAACGAAGAGGAUCUAAAGCAUAAGGUGCAGGCCACGAGGGCUGUGGUCAAGUUCUCUACCAACACCAGAGACUAUACAACCCCCAGGGGCCGACUCUACUCAGAGUCUACUGCUUCUCCAGGCAGCCAAAUGUUCUCAUUGGCCCCACCCCUAGAAUCCACGACAAGACAGACCACAUUCCCAAGCAAAAAGAUCUUAUACCCCAUCACAUUCCCGUCUACCACAUUCUCUAAAAUCCCAAAACUCACUACAAAAGCCACCACCACCCCAACCACCCUAGAGCCCACCACCACCCCAACNNNCACCCCAACCACCCCAGAGCCCACCACCAUUCCAACCACCCCAGAGCCCAUCACCACCCCAACCACUCCAGAGCCCACCACCUCUCCAACCACCCCGGCGCCCACCACCCCCCCAACCACGCCGGAGCCCACCACAUUCCUAACUCCUACAGAAUCCAUCUCAUUGCCUAUGACCGCAGAAUCCACAAGCUUCUCUGAACCUGGCAAUCUCCUGAAUGUCAGAGCGAUGGCUCCAGGGAGUUUGGACAGCUCCAGAAAUGACCCUUUCCUUGGCUCUGACUUGUGUUGCCUCCUCCCCCUGGGCUUCUAUGUGUUGGGUCUUCUCUGGCUCCUGUUUGCCUCUGUGAUCCUCAUCCUGCUGUUGAUUCAGCUGCAGCACGUGAGACCCCAAACCGCAGCUGUACGCACCACACACCUGGAGCUGCAAAGGGGCAGGCAGGUGACUGUGCCCCGGGCUUGGCUGCUCUUUCUCCAAGGGUCCCUCCCCACUUUCCGCUCCAGUCUCUUCCUCUGGGUAAGGUCCAAUGGCCGUGUGGGUCCUCUAGUGGCAAGACGGUGGCCCUCAGCCCUGAGUCUAGGUCGUGGGCAAGAUCUGCUGGGCACAGUGGGUAUCAGGUACUCUGGCCACAGCCUUUGA
Molecule: messenger RNA, 1830 nt
Organism: Echinops telfairi (small Madagascar hedgehog)
Lineage: Eukaryota; Metazoa; Chordata; Mammalia; Afrosoricida; Tenrecidae
Gene: GP1BA
Product: glycoprotein Ib platelet subunit alpha
Exons: 2
Coding region: 1-1830 (609 amino acids)
Molecular function (GO): protein binding
Source: RefSeq, a predicted model, not a curated record